Molecule: messenger RNA, 1290 nt
Organism: Fusarium redolens
Lineage: Eukaryota; Fungi; Ascomycota; Sordariomycetes; Hypocreales; Nectriaceae
Exons: 1
Coding region: 1-1290 (429 amino acids)
Source: RefSeq, a predicted model, not a curated record
AUGGCAGUGAUCGGUGCCCCACGAUGGACAUUGUCGGAGAAUGCGACGGAUGUUCUAAUACCCCAGUAUUUUAGGCACAUUGAAGUUGAUGAUGUCCUGACGCCCUACCGUAUCGUAGCGCAACCCGACAAACAAGAAGUUGCGAAACAACUAGAUAAAGAACGUACGACAAGCAAAUACGCUAUCAACUCAUUGUGCAGUGUUGCAUCAGAUAACUCCGAGACAGACAUCGAACAAUUCCAUCCCGACAAACUAGCAUCUCGAGCUGCAGCAAGACAAGCUCUGGAGAAGUCAGCGGUUUCCGUCGAAAUAACGCCUGAUGAUGUAGAUCUGACUGCCGCUUCAAAGAUUGUUUCUCGGGACAUUUCGAAACGGGAUCCUGUGGCGAGUGAUGAUGAGUUUAUCAGGGGCAUCGAUGAUACAAGCGAGGCUUCACCAGAUAAUCCGUUUCAACUACCGCCCAGGAAUCCUGCGCGCUUGGGUGGAAAGGUUAUUCAGACACUACCACCGCUGCCCGAGAUCAUGGUGACGUCAGCAGAUAAGACACAAAUCGAGUCGCUGGAUGAUGACGUUGCCUUCGAUAGCACCCACAUGAGGACGAAAGAGAAGGAUGAAUUCAUUUACCUCAAGAGCACACCAUAUACGCUGACGCAACCCUCUUUCCGUCAUGGAUUCAUUACUUUGUCCCUCCCUAGGUUGGACAGAGGAGCCAAGACGACGGACGACACAUUAGACUGGACAGCAUUCCAAAUGGCGAUUCUCGGAGGAGCCGGAGAGCUCUUUCAAGACACCUCCUACGAAGAAGACAUACAGCAGGCGGAGGAGAUUACGUCGUGGUUCGAUACGUUUGGCUUUGAGACAUACGGCGAGCUGAUAACCGAAGACGUGGCUGAGGGAGAGUUUGAGCCUGGGCCGUCGACGCGAUUAUCACCACACAGUACUCAGUCAUCGGCGCAUUCAACCAUCGACAAUGAAGCCAACCUUCCUAUUCCAGUUAGCGCUGAGUUCUCUUCCGGAUUCUGGAACGCACCGGCGCCCGGCCAGGCUUUCGACAAAGCUAAGUUCUUUAGCAGUACAGGGUUAAAACGAUGGGUCGGAGAAGGAGGCCCCAAACGGCCUUCGUUCCACGGUUCGGAGGAAAGCUUACCACCCAGCCCGAUGAUGGAGCUCGUGGUUCAUAUGGAUGAUGUUGAAGGCGGUAUUUCGGAUACGGUACCGAUGGGUUAUAACCUGGGGCACGACCUUGGUGACUUUUUGAAGUGGCAGGCGGAGAAUAUGGUAUGCGUCUGA